AUGAAUCCAUCCGAUCACAACCAAUCUUCCACCACAGUGGGAAAACCUUCAUCGGGACCGUACACAAGUCCACCGCCGAUUGGUUAUCCGACAAGAGAUGCGGUGGUUGGUGAUCCUCCGGCAGCCGCAGUGGAGACUAAGUCCAAGGGCGAUGGCUUUUGGAAAGGAUGUUGUGCUGCCAUAUGCUGCUGCUGUGUCCUGGACGCAUGCUUCUGA
Arabis nemorensis is the source of this 216-nucleotide messenger RNA. The record is from the annotation of a GenBank genome assembly. NCBI's taxonomy places the organism in Eukaryota, Viridiplantae, Streptophyta, Magnoliopsida, Brassicales, Brassicaceae.